CUUUGGUCUUCCUUCCAGUCGUUCGCUGCAACUUGAAUUUGUGCAAAUAGUUUACAAUGGUUACCUUAUUGCGUAACCGUUUAUAAUCCACGUUUGUUCUGAGGAAUUUGAGUUUAGGGAAAACAUUUCACAUUAUACAAAAUCACGUAAUAAUAAUGUCGUAUAGAACAAGUUGAAUAAAAACAAGUACAGUCAUAGAAUAAAGAGUAGUGACGACACAUGGUUUUGAUUCCUUUUGCAUUGUUAUCAAUUGUGAAACCUAUUAUUUGACGUAACUGUGCAAGAUAACGUGCAUAAGUUACCUGGCUGAAAUACAUUACCUGUGGUUUAGUUUACAUGUAUGUCUCUUGACAUGUACUUUAGACAUUAGGGUGUAGCAGUUUGAAGACUUAUCCGUUGACAUUAUGGCAGUACCAAAGCAGUCAGGUGUUACCUAUGAAUUUUCCUCAGAACUGUACCUUUUGCUUCUAUAACUCUUGAACCUGCCUCUAUAAGUAUCACUAACUUUACCUACCAGCUGCUGAUAAUUAAGUUAGUAACAGUGAUGAGUGGGAAAAAAGGUAGCUCUCCUAAAAUAACGUUAGGGAUGUUGAAAGGUAAAUCCAUCACAACAUCAGUGCCGUCGUUUACUAUCCGGUUUCAUGCAGACGAUGAAGAACUGGAAGCUAUCUACCCAAGUGAAGAUGAGGCGGACGAUGAAGCAGAGAAGCCAGAUGAGGAAGUGGAAGCUGCAUCACAGAAUGCAAACUCGGCGCCGACGCCUCCCAACACCUCGGCAUCAAGCACGGCCCACUCCAGGGACCCCUCGCCCAUGAAGGAGUACCUCAGGGUGCUCGGUAAGCGGUCGACUAGUAUAGACUCGGGCGUCGUGGGGGACAAUUCCCUCGCUUCGGGCAGCGAUACCUGGCGUCUCUUCCAUGAGCUCAAAGGCAAGAUCACCAAGACGGUGGAAGAAAAAUUCGGCGAGAUUAAGAGCGAGCGCAAGAAGCGAACUAGGCGAUUUAAAUCUGGAGGCAGCGGAAGCAAAGACGAUUCGAGCAUAAGCGACUCUGAAAGUGUUUCGGAGAGUUCUGGCAAAGGGCAAGAGGCAGAUACAGAUGGCUCCCCGAAAAAAAUUCCAUCGAACAAAGAGAUAAAAAUUGAUGAAGAGGAGGAGGGUGACGAUGAAGAAAAUGAUGUAAAAAAUGGCCUAGGCAAUGCCAGCUCGGCCAAUAGUUUGGUCGACAUGCUGGAGGUUUCGGACACACCCACCGUUACUUCGACGUCGAAGUGUAAAACUCCGCCUCCUCACAGGAGAAAGUACUGGUCGCACCUGCGAAGGCGUAAGGCAGCGAAGAGCUCUGGCAAGUCACUGGGAGCCACCAGCUACAGCAUGUCGUCAUUGGCCCGCCAUGCUGACGACAGUUCCAACGAUUUUGAGGACGUGGACAUUGAAGCAGGCGUGGAAGCGUGCGAGGAAAACGUGUCUGCGUCAGCGAGCGUUGGGGACCUGAACGCUGACAUCCCGGUUACUGAUUAUCGUUCUCGUCCCCCUUCUAGCACCCCGGGUGGUAGCCGUAGUACCCCACCCACCUUGCGUAGAUUCUCUCUCCGCACUCAAGCCCAAAGGUUCAAGAAGUGGUUGUUGGUAGCAGCAUGUCUAGCAUCUUGCUUUGUGCUGCCUACGUAUGUUUCUGGAUUCUUAUGUGGAACGUUUUCAACAUAUAUUGUGUACUCCUAUAUCAUCAAGAUGACGAGUAUCGGUGACUGUACCCGCCCCAAAGAGUUCGCUAUUCCCGAUUAUGCAGCAUUGCCAAUUCUGGAAGUUCCAGCUGUCAAAGAGCAUCAUGCCAUCAAUAAACAUGCAGGUUGGAUGAACGAGUACCCGUUCCAUUACGAGCCCCAAGAGUAUUCAGUGAAGGACACGCGAGCGGUUUACGUGCGCUUGGAAGGCAGCGUGCUCCGCGUCUCGGAGACUCGUGCCAAGAUACCCAGGCGAGCGAUGUGGAACGAGCGAGACCACAGCCACGUGAAGUUCGACCACCAGCGCAUCUACGACAUCUCCCACUGCCAGGUGCUGCUGUUGCCGGAAGGGCUGACCGCCAAGAGGCUAUGGAGCAAGAAGUACCCUAUCUGUAUUAUUUUCCGCAAGAAAUGUAUAUACAAAGUUGAUGUUGAAAAGACUAAAGAACCCAAAGAUGAGCUCUCUCAGGAAGUUGAGGCAACAGAAGUAAAGAGAACAAGUAGUGAAAAUGAUUUGACCAACUUCUCUGAUCUUCUAGAAGACAAACCUCCAGCUUCAGGCAGCCGUGCUGCCGACAAGUCGAGGGAGGACAGAGCGUCUGGCAGCGAGGAGUUCCACGACCUCUCGGACACGGACGACGUAGACGAGGACACGUUCUGCCACAUCGACAAGACGGCGCUUGAAGAAACUUGCAUCUUCCUGUUUGCCAGGACAGACCACCAGAAGGAGGAGUGGUACCGGAAGCUGGCGACGGCGGCGCGCAAGGGCACGCCCGCGCGGACACGGUCGCUCCCGGGGGACUCGCCCCCCGACUCCCCCGCGGUCCCGCCCGAGCCCCGGCACCAGGCGGGCGGGCCGCUCGGGGACUACGUCGCCCCGUCGGCGUGGGGCGGGGAGCUGGACUACCUGCGGUUCAUGUCGCGCUUCCACCUGCAGGUGCAGAGAUACACGGCCUGUAGGGCCCGGGCCUUGCUGCGCUCCGUAGUGGACGGUCGUGCUGUCGCUUCCCCCGGUAGUGGCCACUCGCUGCAUCCCAGCAAUGUGCUUGCUUACUUCCGGUAUCCAGGACAUACCCAGUCUUCAAGGGACCAGACACAAGACUUGAGCUCCAGGUCGGACGGCCGUCACCAGAAGGCGGACUCGGAGCUCCAGAAGGAGGCAGACAGGCAGGUGGACUGCGACGUCAUGUGGAUCAACGCGCUGGUCGGCCGCGUGCUGUUCGACGUCAUGGGCAGCCCGACGUGGGUGGACUGCGUGCGGGACCGCUUCCAGAGGAAGCUGUCCACCAUCAAGUUGCCUUACUUCAUGGAGGAACUGGCGGUGACGGAGAUGGAGGUUGGCAGCUCCGUACCGAUGAUCCACCGGGCAUCCUGCCCCUCGCUGGAUGAGCGCGGGCUGUGGAUCGACCUGGACGUCACGUACAACGGCUCCUUCUGCCUCACCCUGGAGACCAAGCUGAACCUCAUCAAGCUGAAGGAGCGGGCCAGCAAGGCAAAGUCGGAAGAAGAGGCUCCGGCUGAAGAAACCGCACGGCCGUCAGUCGAUAAGACAAGAUCAGCUAUGUUUGAUAGUGAUCUCGAAGAUACUGCAGAAUCGUCGACAGAUGUUGAUUCUGACACUUCAACAGCAGAUGAAGAGGAAGAUUCUCCCAAAAGACGGCAACCUGGCACUGGCAGUAAGAUACUUAAUGUAGUCAACACUAUUGCAGCUUCAAAGUAUUUUCAGUCGGUAGCAGAGAAUAAGUAUGUGAAGAAAGCGAUGAGAGAAGUGUCCAACACGAAGAUCAUGUUGACUGUUGAGCUGAAAGGUGUGGUGGGCACAAUGGUAGUUAACAUUCCUCCACCACCAUCCAACAGGCUGUGGUAUGGGUUCCGUACCAAUCCCCGAGUGUGGCUGUCUGCUAAGCCAAAACUGGGGGAGCGUCAGUUGAACAUCGGCCACCUGGUCAGUUACAUAGAGAAGAAACUUCUACUGGAAUUUCAGAAAAAGUUUGUGUACCCUAAUAUGGAUGAUCUUAUCAUCCCGCUGAUGACACCUCAACUACCAAAGUGAAGCUGCUGUGAAGUAAGUGAUAAAAAAGACUGAUGGACCUGGUAAUGGUUUUUUUUUGUCUCUCUCUCUUCCUCUUCCUCCAAAUGAAAUUAUUAAGAAUGCUUUGAAAUGCACUAAAAGGUACUCCAUCUUUCGUUUUGUUACGGGCUUAGUUGUCUUUGUAAAUUUUGCAUCCAUGAUCACUGUGUGCUGCUUUAAAUCUAAAUAUGAUUAUAAUUGUAGAGCACUGUCUAAUCACUUUUUUAUGUGGGAAUGUAUAAUCAAUGCACAUUGAGAGCAAGAAGUUUUUUGAUAUUAUGGACAUUAUGGUAUGAGUGUACAUAAAUACAUAGUAGUUUUUCAGCAUUUUAUGUGUACAUAAAUAUACUACAAAGAAUUUGGUUGAUGUGAAAAGGUCUCUGGUAGAAUAUAGAUAAAACUAACAUUUCAUGGUGAAAAUCAGAUACCUGUAAAUACGACUUGUAAAAAUAUUUCAAAUCAUAUUGCUACCAUGUUUUAGUGAUCUGUUUCAUGCAGCGUAGGUAUGUUACAUAUAUCAGUUACUAUUAUAAAACACCUUUUUUGAGUAAGUUAUUAUAUUGUGUUAAGGUUUGUUUGUUUGAUUUUACAUGUUCAUUUUUUUCUUCAAGUACAUGUGUAUGCUAUGUGUGUGUGCAUUCAGGCAGGUGUACCAAAGUUAAGGCCUGUAUAUAAGAAUGAGGAAAAUGUGCCUAUCUAUGUACACAAACAUACACAUUUUAGCAUGAAAUUGUACAUAUAAAUUAGAAUUUGAUUGGAUUAGAAAUUUUUUGGCUGGGAAUAAAAAUUUAGGUGCGUGGGAAAUGGGUCAGGGUUGGGAAUUGUUUCAAGUUAACAAUCUCAAAAAAAUUCUAUAAUUAUUUAAAAAAAAAAAAAACAUAUUGUAUUACUUUUAUAAUGUAGGCCCUAAUUGAGUGGUAGAUAGUAUAUGGAUAGUGCCAGAAAAUGUUCACAAACUCCAAAAAUACCAUGAAAUAAUGUGAAAUCCAUUCAAUUUCAUGACAACAGUGAAAUUUAAAAAAUAAAAUGCCUCAUUUGCAAAAUGCUAACAUAUUAGCUCAUAUUUAAACUUUAAAGUUUAAACCCCAAUUUAUAUAUCUGUUUUAGUUAUUUUUGGUGGCCAAUUACCUAGUUCGGCAAUAUUACAAACACAUUUACAAGAAAUUUAAAUCUGACACUUAUUUGAGCUAUUAAUUUUGUUUGUUACAUGUAUAGUAUCAUAGAUUAAUUCAGUCAGUUAGUGUGAAAGUGUGAACAUGGUGCUAGAUUGUGACUAAAGAUUUAUACAAUAUUUCAAGUACCAUAUUCACUAUUUGUCCAUAGCAUAACAAUUCCUCUUUUUCUUUCUUUCUUUCAUCCAUAGUGUAGAAAAAUUAUUUUUCCUCAUGAUACCAGUAUGUAAGAUGAAAAAUUAACAAAAUAAUUAUUUAUUUUUAAUUUUUAUACAUCGGACCAUAUGUCAAAAAAGUCAGUGUUUCAGUUGUGAAUGCAAUUUGUUCUGCUAAUAUUUUGCAACGUUAGUGAAAUUGCUGUUAUUAUUAGUUGGUUUUUAUAAAAUGUUUAAUAAAUGGCUUCUUUUAAAUUAUGCUUAUGAAUGUUUUUAUGCCAUCAUAGUUUUGAUUUUGAACCGCUGAAAAUGGUGCAUUUCAUUUACGUCCAUGAGUUGGCUUGAGUUAAAGGUCCAUGUUUUCUUUGAAAAUAUGUAGUUUGUAAACAAAAAUGUUGGCACACCGACAUGUAUAAUCCACGCAGUAAAAUAGGGAUACUGGAAAAGUAACGUCCUGCCCAACUUUUUGGGAAAGAUUUCCAGUUUUUCCUGAAAAAUUAUUAUUUCACCCAGCUCAAUUUUAAAAGUAGUUUGUUGGACGUGGAAUUCAGAUAACUUUAAAGAUUAUGAAAUUUUGUUUAAAUACUAUGUAUUGUUUUUGUGUGAAUAAUUGUCGCUUGCUCAGAUGUUGGCCAAAAACAAAACAUAUCUAAGCUAUCUCAGUUAAAACUGGCGUAUUUUUACAGUAUGUAGUGCUUAAAGAUUUUUUUAAUGUUUCAACUCUUAAUUCUCAAUGAAUAUUGCAUUAAAAAUUUUAAAAAAAUGCUAGCUCCUGUUUUUAGUUAACAAAGAUUUCCAUUUGUAAUAAAGACUUAAUUAAAAUUAUUAAAUAACCCCUUGAGCUGUGUGCUUGCGGCUGUGCCACCUGUCUCCCUCAGGAGCAUCUAUGUACAUAAUCGUCCGUCCAAAGAAAUUUUCUAGUCAGUGUGAUUGCAGACUCGUUCUGUCACUGAAGGAAACACUGGUGUUUAUUUCUAUCUUGCAUCUGCUAGAUAUAACCUGUGCUAGUGCGGCAUUAGAAACUCUGAAAUUGCUGUCUUAAAUCUUGUUCACUACAUUCCAGCUGAAUCUUGAGUGAAUUCGUACAGCUAACUUGUGAGUACAUUGAAAAACCAGAGAUAAUUUAGGGAAAGUAUUUAUAUAGAUGUAUUUUUUUACUAUCUUCUUGUAGCAUUAUAAAUUCUUAAAUAUAUAUUUUUUUUUAUCUAUUUCGUGAAAUGUAGAUAAGCAUAGCAUUUACAAGUUAAAUAUAUGGUGCUUGCAUCUGUAAUAUAAUAUAUAGUAAUAGAGAGAGUUUGUCUUACUGUCUGUAUAUCAUUCGCGGAGACAGAAAGGCAUAGAGCUGAGAAAUUUUGUUACGUGGUGAUUCCAGUUGGGUUACAUGUGCAUCUCGAAAAAGUUUUUUUUUAUAAUUAAUUUUUAAGAGUUUGUGGCCCUACAUUAUUUUUCCUAAAAACUGUUCAGUCCAAGGUGGCGUUCUUUGGUUUGUAUUUCUUCCUGUUUAUCUUAGUUUUAACCAUUAUUUUGUUUAAAAUUACUUUUUUUUUUUCCAUUGAGUCUGAGCACAAAUAUUACUAAAAAACUUGACUAAAAGCUCAAAUUUCACUCACUAUAAACAAUGAAAGUAUUGCAGCAAUUGACUGUUGUUUACUUUCAUCUAUAGGACAAAAAUAAGAUUGUCAUGCAGUGUGCAGCUAAUAUAUUGCAAAUAGACAAGAUAAUGAAAAUUAAUAUUGUGGAAAUGUGUGUAUGCAUUGCAGUCUUGUGUGUGAAAUUGAGUACAUUGAGCUUUGCUUAGGUGCCUCUAAAAAAAAUGUGUGUUGUUUAAGCAUUCGUUAUGAAUAGUGCUUCCAUGUCUGUCAAUAUAUGACAUAACAUCAAAAGUUUGUAUUAUUUCGGCCAGACUACAAUAAUUAUUUUUAGCUGUUUAAGUGGAUGAAUACCUAUUGUUAUUAAAGAAUUUCUGUGUACAUAAUUAUAUAGAAUCUGAUUUUUUUUUUCCCUUUCGACUCUGUAAACAAACCCUUCUCUGACGGAACACUGACAGUAGCACAAAAUGUGUUGAUCAAAAAGAUUGUAAAAAUAUUUUGUAGCACUGUUACUACGGCCCCGUAAUCCAACUAAAAUACUAAAUACUAUUUAUUCUUUAUUCAGAAGAGAGCACUAUUUUACAAUCUUUUUCUCUUGCUUUUGAAAAUGCAGCAAAAACUCACUAGCAACAAUUAAUUGUGAUUUAAAGUAGAAUCGUAUUUGUUACACGGAACAAUUGAUCCUGGGGACAAUGUUCUGUAAAACGUAUCCAGUUUAUAUCAAAUCAUUAUAAUGCAUAUCUUCAAAAUUAAAAUCUUUUUGGUAAAAGUAAAUUUUAAAAUCACAAACACAUCCUACUGUGUUUUAAUUUUUUACAUUAAAAUACAAUACUGUGUUUUAAUUUUUUACAUUAAAAUACAAUUAUGUUACACAGAAAAAUGUACACAGAAAAAAGUUUUUAACAUAUUUUUUUUAAAAUCAGAUGUAUUUUAUUAAUUAUACAGCUUUGCAUCACAAACACAUCCAAUUCCUUUCUUUAUUUUAGUAUUUUAUGUGAAAAUAUAACUGGAUGUGCAAUGAGGAACAAUUACCGAAAUGACAGGUAUGUAAUCUGCAAGGACACCCAGAACAUAUGCGUUAAUAAAACUAACAUUCUGAAACUUUAUUCGAGUAGGUAGCAGAUACAGGUUUUCCAGUAGUGACAGUAGCAAAACAAGAUGCCUAGAACGAUGGCAAGUGGUAGGCGUCGUCUACGCAGUUUCUCAUUAAGACUGUAAAGUGUAAAGCUUAAAUCAUUUUUCUAAGUUAGACUUUCAUAAGCUUGUACGAGUUCUCCAUUGUAAAAUUGUGAUUAUUUGCCAGUGUAUAUAGUUUCGCCUCAGUAUUUUUCCGUCAGUUAAAUUGGCCCCACGUACAAACGUGUACAGUAGUAUUUAGAUUUCAGUUACAGUGACAAAACAAACAUUUAUUACUGUCAUUAAUAAUGCUACCAAAGAGUAUUGUAUUUUAAACAAAAUGUUCAUAUCUAGCUAAAAGGUUUAGUACUGUUAUUUUUUUUCUUACUUUUAUUAAAUUCCUUGCUUAAAAAAAUUGAUCUUGCCAUUAGUUUUACCAGUAUCAUAUCAUUGGGUUUCUUUAAGACUAUUUGAUGAGUUAGUAAAUAAUUGAGGUUUUAAUUUAUUUUCAGUUUUGGCAUCUAAAUUAUUUAACUAUAGCUGUUGACUGACUCAGGUGCAAAACAAUAUAUGAGAAAUUAUUUUGGAUUCUAUGAAAUAAACAAGUUAUCUAUUUUUCAGCAAUAUAUUAAAAUACUGGUGAAUUUAAAUUUGCAGUCUUAAAUACUUUUUGUCAAUUACAUUCCAAUGUAGUUUUUAGCAGUACAAAUAAGUACUUACAUAAGUUGCUGAACAUGGAUUUUUAAAUUAAAUUUUUAUCAAACUUACUUUUUCUUUAAUGAUGUGGUAUUAAAUACUACUGUGUGUUAUUAAACUUUUCACAGUUCAUACAGAUAGAUUGAAAACAUGUUUCAUGCUUUGUUAGCACCUGCAUUAGACAUAUUUUUGUUGAAAUUCCAGUAGAGUAUGCAAUUUAGAAUGGCUAAUGAUCAUGUGAACUAAUAAAGAUUCAUUGGGACAACAGCGAAAAUAACUUUGUAGCCUCAUUACUCUAUAAAAAAAAUUAUCAAUUUUCUUUCGGAUGAAGUUAAAAAAAUUGAAAUUAAAAUGUUUUAGUUACUGCCUUGCUUUCUAUAAUAUCCAUGGCAAAUUAAAAUUCAAGUUCAGUAGAGUCAUGAUUAACUGAGUUAAUGUGAACAGCGGUAACCUCGGAUAAGCAAACUCUCAGAUAACAUGGAUAUACUAACUCUAAAAUCGUCGUAGCUUUCAUUUGGCCCAGUGGUAUAAUUUUUCGGGGUAACAUCUUUUCUUCCGUGUAGAUUCUGUCAUGUCGCUUAACCAGUAAAUUGCAUCAUUUAGGUUAACUGUAUUGAGGCUUUCCACAAUGGUUAGAUAAUUUUCUAGGUCCUCAAGCAGAUUUUUCAAUAGACUGUCAAGAAUGGCACUUUAGUUUGGCUAUGAUAAAAUGGAAACUCAGUUUAUCGAAGCUCGUUUGAGACACAACUGUAUGUUAAAACACACAAUCCUGAUGUAGAGUAACUGUUACGUGACUUUUCAGAAGGAUAAGUUUUUGCUCGCUUUUUUUUUUCCUUUAAGGGAGUAUAUGUUUUUUAAAAAACUAGUGUUAUCCUAGAACUUCUGUUUUUGCCACAUAUUAAAUAUAUCAAGGGAACACCUGCCACUGCUAUAGUUGCAUGUGUAUAUUUUAAUGUAUGCUUACUAGGGACAAGAUUUUAUGGCGAGUUGCGAUAAAACCAAAAUAACACCUAAAACAAUGUCAAUACACCAUACAUAUAACACCGGAAUGCAGGUUAAUACCGCAUAAACCACUGAAAUACAACUAAAAUCAUGACUUUAAACAGCAUUUUAACCUACAUAAUUUAGAUCAAAUAAAAAAUAUAUAAACUUUUAAUGUACUGAAUUCAAUUAAUUUCAAUUUAUUCAGCAUGAGUUUAUACCAAAAUGUAUGAAUAAAACGAAUAGGAAAGAAAAAUUAAUUUAACAUUGUUUUAUCUGGUAUCUAUUAUCAGCUCAUUUUUAUCUUACUUUCGUACAUUUUUCAAACGCACAAAUUCUUGCCAAUUUAUUUUCAUUGUUCAGACUAAUUCUACUCUUGACAUACAUAUUAAAAUUAAUUUUUGUACAAAUACAUCACAGUCAAAACUACACUAUUAGUACUAAGAAAUGUUUCAGUGUCAUAUUUAUUGAAUAAUUCAAUAUCUUUAUGAUUUAAAUGAUUAUAAAAAAUAGAAAACAUAAACACCGAAAUCUGUUGUUCUAUAAAUGAAAUUGGCCUACAAAUAAAACCAUAAAAUCUUGUCCUUAAUGCCUAUGUAACAUUUGUUUAAUUUUAUAUACAUGCUUUUGCUCAGGAGCGGACUAGCUUUAGUAAGAGGGAAGUAGAACAUGUCAAGAGUACACUUUGCUUUUGCUCUUCACAAGAGAAAUAUUGUUAUUGAAGAUACGUAAGAUGAAAAGGAUUGGAAGAGGGAGAGAGCUUUAGUUUGAUAAAGUUAGUUUGUCUAUUCAUGCUUUGCAAGUGUUAUACAAGUCUGAAGUUUUUGAUAUGUAUUUAUGUCAUUACUUUCUUGUAUUCAAAGAGUUUAUAGAUAUAUAUUUUUUUUGUUUAAAUAUAGCUGUUUUAUUUUAAUAUAACAUUUAUGUGAUAAGGGUGCCACCAUUGUACAAUGGCUUAGUUUGUUCCAACUCUUAGGAACUUAAAAAAUAGGUUUUUGUAAUGCAUUAUGCAUUGUUUUGUUUCAGUCAAUCCUGUUAUAAUAUCCAGUCAGUCAGUUGUAUUACGUGAUCUUAUUUAAUUUUAAUAUAAAUGGUCCAGUUUUAUUAACUUAUGUCAUAUAACUUCUGCAAAAAUGAGUAAAUAAAUAAAUAACAAUACUAUCUCAGCAAUUUAAUUCUAUUUCCACAACUAAGUUAAGACCCCAAAUGUAGCUGGGCAAAAGGACAUCUUUAACUUCAUUUAUUUCGGUAUUCCAAAUAGCAGCAUUUUGAUUUACUACAGCUGCUAUAGGAUUUAACCACUUUGCAGAAUUGACUAAUUCGGAAUGCAUCCAAAGCUGGUGUCUAAUUGAAGCUUAGUUGGGAUCGUAGAGAGUUUUAAUAACUGUAUGCCUAUCUGGAACCCAGCGACCCUAAUAUCCAAGGCUCUCCACUUCUCUCGGCCUGAUAAGCAUACAAAUUCUCCCCAGUCAACUUGGUACCACCCGGUAAGCGAGUUGAGAAGUUGCAGUUUAAGGCCCCUGUCUGCCCGGGCGCACACACGGUGCGCAGAGCUUCAGGAUAAACAAUGUGAUUUCAAAGCUACUCAAGAUAUCCGAGUGGGGUCCAUUUACAAUAAGCAUUUAAAAUUCCCUGAGGGCCGAAAAUCACUUUUGAUUUCGGUUUAAGUAUUUAAACUGUAUCUUUAGAAGAGGUAAAAUAACUAAAAGGCGUGUUUUCAGAGUAAUUUUUAUGCGUAAAACAACUGGUACAGAUUCUUGAAAGCACUUAAGGAACUUGCAUUACAACUUUACCUUCAUUUCUAUGCCCUGUAAUGUUAUGGUCAUCACUCAAAUUUCAGAGUUGUCCCAUGCAUGACGAGAAGCUUUGCGCUUAAGAGGCGAUACCGCGUUAGAAGCACCAGCGAGCGUCGUGCUUAUCAUCCAACCUCACUAAUAUACGUACAACCCUGAUUAGACAGGCCCCUUUAAUGAGAAUUGACUGCAACUGUCGCUUUCCUCGGGAGUCUCGUAAGUUAGCGGACCCAGCAUCAGUCGAGGCCGAACGGCAGGGCAGUUGGCCAAAGAGUGAAUGGUCUUUACACUUUUUCAGAUCAGUGCCAUGCUGGAUUAACAGUUUUUCUUGAUUAUUGGACAUCAAUAAAGUUUUAACUGGAAUACUGAAGAAAAAUACAGAUGAGCAUUGUUGAUCUUAAAAAAUUAUUACAGAAAUGUACUUGCGAAACGUGAGGCAUAACCAGCUAGGAAACAUAAACACUGUUCUGAAAUGAAAAACAAUCGUAAAGAUAAACUCUUGAGUGAACCAAAACCCUUGGCAGCACAGUCAAGUAACCUAGUGGCAGGGUUGGGGAAAAAACAGGUUAUUUUAAAAACCAAACAACCUGUGUUUUUUUUUUUGUUUAAACUAGGUUUUUUUUUGUACAAACUGGCUUUUUUUAUUAUGUUAGUUAUUUUGGUUCUCAGCAUGUUCAAAUGAAAGCUAUACAACAUCCCACUUUCUGCCAAUCAUGUUGAACCAGAAAAGUUAUAACAUCAAAGAACUGAAGUCCAGCAAAUCGGCACAUCUGACUGGGACUUAACCACAGAAGGGGUAUUUUCCCACAGGAGGAGGAUUCUCCGUAAAAUGGAUGUUUCCCACAGAAUAGGGAUUUACAAUAGAGUCAGGAUUUCCCACAAUAAAAAUUAACUAUUUCAUAUUUUUAAUUUUAGAGAAAUAUUUAACUGGGUAUAAUUUACAACUUAUUCAGAUAAUUAAAAUAAUAAUAAUAUCUUUAUUAGAAUAUAAUAUUUUGUUCCUGUAAAUCAAAAGAUACUUUAAUGUGCAAACUUUAAUUGUUAUUUGAGUGAAAUUAGACCUUUCAUUAAAAAAAAAUUAAGAUAUUCUAUUUAAAAAUACAUUAUUUAAAAUAAUAUGAUUUUUUUUUAAAUAAAAACCACUUGGUUUAAACCAUGGUUUAAACAUUUUUGGUUUUCUUAAGCCAAACCUACCUGGCGAUCAAGUUCAACAGCCAGAAUGCACCUGAAAAAAUAUGAAUGUAUGUGUCUUGCUUGAUUGAUGCUGUAUUACAGAAUUUAUGUAAUACUGGAUUAAAGACCUUUUAUUGUUAAAGCUUACAAGAGAACUAAUAAAUAAAACAUGCCUCUUAAUUUAAAUGUAGGUAAAGGUUUUACCAUGUAUUAUGUUGACGUGUGUUGUACUUUGUCAGCUAUCUGCAAGUUUGUGUAACUCACAUCAAGUAACACGCACAUAAUGUUCCUAACCUCACCGCAUUUACUAUGUUUUAUAAUUUUUUAUAAUAGUUUUGAAAGUGCUUGCAGAAAUUUGAAACUAGUCUAGCAGUGGUGGCAUCUUAUGAAAAAGUUUUUUUAAGUGCAGUUCAAAAAUUUUUGACUGUUCCUGUGAUGCCAAAAAGUUUUUUAGUUGUGUGUAUAAUGUGUAUAUUUUCACAAUUGUCUUAUAUUAUUUUAUUGCUUGCAAGCUUGCCACUUACUUGAUGUUUACUUUUACUGUUAUAAUUGCCCUUUGAGUGAAAUUAAUGUAACAUGCAUGUUAUUUAACAUAAUAUCUUGAACAUAUGUCAUUGCCAGCAAAUGUGUAUGUCUAAGAUGUUAUGUUACAUAAAUCUUUUUCAUUGCAAGAAUCAUUGUCAUUGUUUAAAUCAAUUUAAAAUACCAUCAUAAUUGAUGAAGAGAUUCAGUUAUAUAUUUUUGACAUUUUAAUGCCGACAAGCUCAGCAUUUUUAUAUCCAAUACUACCUAACAAAUUUCCAUUAAGCAAAUUGGAUUUUCAAAAAGUUAAUUGCUUGAAAUAAAAACAUAUUAUACUUAGGCACACUUUGUGCAGUCAUACCCUAAAUUCAUGUUGUUUUGCUUGUUUUAAUUGCUCUUUUGUUUAACAAGAAACAAAUUUGCAGCAUUUAAACUGUAAGAAAUUUGUAUAAGUUUAGUCAUAGUACGUACUACCUCAGAAUCUUAUUUGGUUUCAAUUUUUAAAUUCAAAAAUUUUUAUGAUUAAAAAUCAUUUAUGAAUCUGUGAUCUGUGAAGUAAAAUAUCAGGCUCUAAAUGCACCAGUGUGUACUCAUGGUUAUUAUAUUUUGUAGUGUAUUGCAUAUGUUGUAAGUGUAUAACUUCAAGCAAUUGGUAAUGCAGUGAAACCUCAUUAAUAAAAACCAUGGUUGAUACAAAAAUUUCAUUAGUACAAAGUAGCCCACAAGCUGUACCUAAAAUAGUUUCUUAUUAUCCCUAAAAAAUGAAGUACAUUUGGUACUGAAUGAAAUUAUGUGCACGUUUUCUUAGAGCACAUUCUAAUUAUUUUUUAUUUGUGGUCUGCAUGUAGUAAUUUAAAAAAAAAAAAAAUUACUAUGUUAUUGGAAUUUUCUUUAUAAAGUUAAAAAAUUUGUGAUUUACCCUAGGUAAUCUUGCAAUAGUUUGGUUAAUAGAAAUCUCAUUAUUACAAAGUGCUAAAAUCAUGGUUCCUUUAGGUAUGCAUUAAGGUUUGACUGUAUUUUGAAUGGGAUUGCCAUGAAACGGUUUAUUCUUAUUGUUGUACUUUAAUUAUAUUUGCUUGAAAACUAUUACUUUUGGAUUUGAUUUUUUUGUGCUAAAUUUAAAUAAAAUGUGGCAGUUAUUUGAUAGUGACUAGAGAGUAGUAGUAUCCAUAAAGAAAUGAAAUUGUAGGUGUCGUUAUUAGACAGUAACACACAACGCCACAGACCAGGUAUUGAAGAAGGAUUGUGCCGUGGCCUGUAGGAAGGGACCAGCCCAGAAUUUUCCAGUAGUGAUUUCGGAGGAGACCUCUGGAAACCAGAUCAGGAUUAGAAACUGAGUUCUCUGGAGUGUCUGUUAGUCCAAUGCAUGACCUGUGUCAGUUGGUUACAUGUAUUGACAGUAAAUUGAACCAGUUUGUAGUAUUUUAUUUCUUGUUUGACAUGUGGUAUUUCAUUUUUUUAGUAACCAACCUGUGUCUCGAAAUACCAUGUUCAUCAGAAUAAACAAUUAUUUGUCUGUUGCUCAGAUGUCUCGAAUGUUAUAGUCCGAUUUCAGCACUGUUUAUUUUUUAGUUAUACUUCAGUAGCUUUUAUUUUGUAUCUGUAGCCAUGUAUUUCUUCCAAUGCUGUAUUCAGCUGACAGUAUUGUAUUAGCUGUUCAUUGACUUGCUGAGCUUAAGAAAAUGCUUGAAAAAGAUGUGUGUUGCAGUGUUUGUAUGUUGUUAUUAUGUAUGUACUUAACACUUUAUCUGUGUAAUGAAACAGUGUAAUUAUUCACAUGCAAGUUAAGUUUUUGUGUAUGAUGUUACUUAUAAAAAUAAGUAUUAAUUUUUAACAGACAUUUAUUUUGAAAUAACAUUUCAGAUUCAUAAAGAACAAAAUAAACUCAAAUUUUUACAUUAAGAGUGUAGUAAAAAAAACUUUUAUUUUAGGUAUUUUAUACAGCAUUUCCUCCUUUUUUCCCCCAAUAUAGCAUUAUAUGUGUAGCUGUAUGUCACACGUUAUUUUGGUAAUGCAUUUCAUGAUUUUAUUAUUGUCAGGAAAUUUGCUUCCAAUACAACAGAUGCUAAGUAUAGUAAAAUCAUACAUGGCCUUUACAGGUUUUUAUGAAACAAGCUGAACUUUCAAGGUCAAAAAAAAAUUCAAGCCAGACAGUAAUUAGGAGCUGCGAUAAACAAAAAAUGUGGAAGCAUUACACUAUAGAUCAAACUUAAAGAGGAAUAAGCAUUAUAGUAAUAACAAUAAAGUUAGAGAUAAAGAGGUUCCUAUUGAUAACGUCUUCCAAAUUGACUUGCAGACAAACAGAAACACAUUCUGUGCAGAUGAGCUAAGACUCGUGUUAUCAAGUUGUGGUGUACUGUUGUUGCACAUUCAUACAUAUGUGGAGGCAUAAUAUGUCUGUAAAUAAUCAUCUAGCCUUAAAAAAGCUGUAUAGAGGUUUACAUUUUGGUUUUUUAUUUUCAUAAAUGUUUUGUCACACUUUUAAUUAGCAUUUAAGUGGGGAUUAUAUCACAUCCAUUCAUGUGUUAAAAGUAAUCCCACGCAAUUAAGUUGUUUGGUAGUCCAGAUAACUGCAUCUCCAUCUGUAUCUAAAGUUGUACAGAUGUAAGUAAUUCCUGCAGUUAAAUUACUAUAAAUGGCCGGUUUAAGAUUUCAUAUUUCAGUUGAAUUUUUCUCAUUAUGCACUUAGUAUUGCAUGUGGAUUAAUGAUUUUUUAAUGCUUAUGUUCCUUGUUGAUGCUUUAGUCAUCAUUUUGCCCUUUUAAAUUUUGGCUAAUCUGGUGUGUGUUUAUUGUUUAUAACUUAAUUUACUUCACCAAUUUUGAGGGUGGGUAUGAAAUUUGUUUUAUGGCAGUAAUAUGACAUAUAAUUAUAAAAAUAAUGUGAUGUUAGAUGAAAGCUAUUUGUAUUUUUCUGCCAUUAAAUAAUGUUGUUAUAAAUUUGUCUCUCUGUGUUUUUUUUCCCUUUGAGGAACUUGUCGUACUAGGGAGGUAAGGGAACGAACAAAUUAAUUGUCGGAGUGGGCGCCACCACGUGAUGAGGGCACGUGGACCUGGCGGAGACUCUCUUCAGGGCGUGACGUGACCCGUGUAGGGCUAGGCUCUGUUCCCUUAACUCGCGAUACCGCUCCAGUGGGCUCUUAAGGCGUCCCACACGCCUCGAGGUUCGGGAGCAGGGACACGUGGUCACUCGACUAAAAAUCACACGUUCGACGUACUCCUUUUAUUCCAGCAACGUUACAACACAACUCCAAUUGCUCUGCAUCUACAUACACUCGAUUAAACUGUUAAUAACGCCAACGGCGGGAGAGAAUCAGUUUACAGGCUGACCAGGUCACCUCGUGGCCUGGCCUCGUGAGUUUAAGACGCGGUUCGUGAUUAAAUGUUCGAAUUGGACUUAAAUAUUUAUUAAAACGAGUCGGCCACCCGGAGUAGGCCUCGCAGAUACAAAAAAGGUUUAAGAAUUAUAAAAAGUCCGGCGGAUGUUAAAAGAUCAGUUGAUUAAGAAAAAUAUGAAGUUGGGCGGUGCUCACCAAGCAUCCUACCCCGGGUGACGAACGGAAGCGACUGAAGAGGCCAGGGCAGCAUGGCGGCCGGAAAGCACUGGAUUUACCGUUAGUCUCUCCUGUUAUUUAUUAAUACAUAUUUUAACUAAAACAAAUACACUAAAAAUUCUAUAACAAAAUUAUACCAAGGUUUCCUUAAUUAUUUAAGUUGAGUAUUGAUUAUUUUAAUUAUGUUUAUGGUUCAAACUAGUUGCGGGUAGUUCCAUUGCCUGCCGCGUGGGGCGCUGCGCCGUCCUUACAACUAGCACUUAAAACAUAAACACUUAGGGAAUAUUAUUUAAAUAAAAGACAGGUAGGUAAACAUAAAAAUUGAAUAAUAAAAUAAAAGGGGUCGUGGCACAGACUUUACUCCCGCCUCUUGUUGGCAGCCUCACACGCAUGCACACACACCUGCACACGGGGCGGGAGGUUUGAAAUAGAGGGUGGUGGUGGGAGGAGAGGGAUGGCAACGGCGUGAGGCACAGCAGGCUUAGGGAGGGCGUAGCCCCGGUCGACGUCAGCACUGUAGCUAAUCUGUCAAAUUUUGCACUCCACUUCACUGGACACAUGGUACACUUGUUGCCAACAGAAGCAAACUAUGAUAAAUUAAAAAAAUUGUUGAAAUUUUAUUUAAAGAAUAUAAUCUCAUUCUGUAGAUGACACAGAGGGUAAUAGGGGAAAUUUUAUCAAACUACGAUGCUCAUAUUGAUGGAGGUGUGGUAACGAUGGCAUAACCUUCAGAAGACUCGAUGACAAAGGUUUUUUUGACUGUCGCAAAAGUUCCACCGUAUUUUGCAGAACUUGCUAGUUUCUGCACUAAUGUGAUGGUAGAAACCUAGCUCUCCAAUACAUACUAUUAUCUUCAGCUAUACCAGCCAAUUCACAGCAGACUGAAGCUUCUUAGCUGCUAAAUGCUUCCACUGUGUGGGUCAAACUGCACAUGCACACGCACGGUUCUUCUGGUAGACUUUAGCUCGACUCUUUCACGUUGUCCCAUUAAUAGUUUAAUUCCUCGCUCAGCCAGUGAAAAAAUGCUAAGAGGACACACUAACCUAACCAGAGCUGUAAAACCUUGUUGAGGAAUGCUGAUAAAAAAAUACACAGAAGUUUAAAAUACAGUAAUAAGAAAUAUUGAAAUGAUCCCUGGUUAAAUUAAGUUGGUUAUCAC
Bacillus rossius redtenbacheri is the source of this 17701-nucleotide messenger RNA. RefSeq names its product testis-expressed protein 2. NCBI's taxonomy places the organism in Eukaryota, Metazoa, Arthropoda, Insecta, Phasmatodea, Bacillidae. The record is from RefSeq and is a predicted model, not a curated record. Gene Ontology annotation, molecular function: lipid binding. Gene Ontology annotation, cellular component: endoplasmic reticulum. The transcript has 17 exons. Bases 545 to 3775 code for a protein of 1076 amino acids.